AGCAGCAGUGGCCGCUCUCAGCCUAGAUAUGCCAUUCCGCUUCCAAAGCUCGACGCUUAUUUAUCGGGAGCUUGUUCCUCUAUUGACCUUCUGCCCCACGUGUCGGUGCGAUUUUUGUGUCGUGGAACUCGGAAGCUCCGGCGUCGGUGCUUCGGUUCUUCACAGGAUUUGGGAAUUUGGAGGUACGCGAAUUGACUAGAUGCAGUGCUGGUUGGGGGAUGGGAGUGUUGGGAGUGGUAGCUCAUGGGCACUUCAACCUUCUGACCGCUUGAAGCACCAUGUGGACAUCUGAUGGUUCACUUGACGUUUCAAGAGUCUUGCGGGUACGUUCUGGCUUAAGCUUGUAGGGUUGUUUGGAGGUGGUUUGAGACAGCAAUCGCCAUCUGAGGUCGAGUUGGGGAACAGGAUGGAAGCAGAGUCGGAGAGCAGUGGGCUUCGAACUCGGUCCCGUCUAUCAUUGAUGCGUUUAGAUAAACGCCUGAACUGUCGUCACAGGGUACGAUGCAGACUAGGUUCAUGUAGCCCGUUCUGCGGCUGGCAUUAUCAUGCUGUUUGACCACCGAGUAGUCGACUCUUCCGGGUAGUAUUGUCGUAGCACCCGAAGCAUGGAGUUCUCUGAGUAGAAAGGGCUAGCUAGAGGGUCGAUCGAUUUCUAGUGUUCUCCGGGCUUAAUCUGGUGCCGUCGUGGCAUCCUGACCAUACUUCCUUUCCUCUCCCUCCCCCUCCCCCGGAAGGACCCUCCUCAACCAGGAAACAAGUACCUUUGCAAGUACAUUUCCAGUUUUUUUUUUUUUAGCAUGCAGCAGAUAGAGAGACUCAAUAGCGGUGCUAGAAAGCCAAGUUUAAAACAUACAAUGUCAUGAGCUGAGCGUCGUCACUGCCAGGUUCACGGAAUUUGAGGAGGUGACGUUGCUUGGCAUUGACGUGGCUAUUUUGCUCGCCACAAUUCACCCAACAGAACUCUAUCGACAGCCUCAGCAGUCAACCCAGCGUAAUACCUUCCAAUAGCCGAAGCAUUUGAGGGAUCCAGGGCUUGCACAUGCAAGUCAAGGAUUCAGGUCGUUUAACCCGAAAUUGUGCGUCUUCUCAGACAGUGUACUUCUGAAGUGGUUCGUUGUAGAAGUCCGGCUAAUGCUGGAUUUAAACCCCUCCUUGAGCUUACGAAUAAGUACCUCUUGGAAAAGUUGUUCCAACCGAUUUUCCCACAUCUUCAGCUCACGAGUAGGUGCUCGGAGGGAAUAAGAUUUAAUUGUUCCAUUACGAUCUGGUCUUUGUGCCCUCCCUUCAUGCCCGGCUGAGGAUUCUGCGCAACAAGGAGAAUUGGACACGAAGGAUGGUACAGUGCCUUAGACGUGGAUUGCAAUGAUAUUUGAAGUGCCGAAGUUCCGAAACUUCUUAUGGCGUGGAUAGAGAUAGCUGGUAUUCCCAACACGGAAGAAGAGAAUAAACCCGAUGUCAGUAGCUAUAGUUCAAAGGAGCGUCAAUGGCCUCCACGAAUUUAUUUCAUGAUGCAGAAGGUGAUGACGUGAGGUUGGUGGCGAGUCAUUCGAUACCAGAUACUCAUUCAGCAGUACUGUGUGGGGAGAGAGACAGAGUGACUAAACAGAAUCUAAACGUGCUGAUUGGGCGUCGAUGUACCCCAUGCAGAAAUUGGAACGGGUUGGCCAUCUUUAUCUGCAGAUCCUGGGAUGCAAUUGUUUGUGCCACCCUUGCGCAUGCGAGUUCAUAGUCAUAAUUUCAGCAGACCGCAGUUGUCUCUUCGAUUCCCCGGCGGCCUUCAUGAAAUGCUUGGCUCUGUCGGUUCAAACGCAUCCGCCUCGAGUGAGCCAGUGCCUGAAGUCUCCAGCCCCCACCGAACCUAUGGUUACGUGGAUUGUUCUAAUUCUUUAGGUGGACUCAUGCUACUGCGCGACAUUUUAGUCGAUACCGCUCAAUACAUUUCCCAAUGUGACUGGGAGCGCGCUCGCCCCCUCCUUCAAGUGCUGCGUCGACAAGUAUCGUCUACUGGAGAUUCUUCGGAGCGCGUCGCUUCUUGCUUCUUCGAAGCCCUUGCCACCCGCUUCUCCAGAGUCUCAGGCACCGAGAUCAACGAGUUGUUAUCAUCGCCAACACAAGAGCCCAGCAGCGAGGAAAUCCUUUCAGCCUUCUUAGCGCUCAAUCAAGUUACGCCAUUCAUGCGUUUUGCUCAUUUAACUGCUAACCAAGCACUGCUUGAGGCUCUCACUGGCGAGGACUUUGUUCACAUUGUGGACUUGGACAUUGGACAUGGUGUUCAGUGGCCACCAUUCAUGCAAGCUCUGGCCGAUAUACGAGGCGAGGAGGGGCACACCAUCCAGCACCUGCGUAUCACUGGUGUAGGAAAGGACAGAGAAAUGCUGGAUCGGACGGGGACACGGCUUGCGGAAUUUGCCCAGUCCAUACAACUUCCAUUCGAAUUUACCCCUUUGGUACAAGCCCCUGAGAAUCUAAUUCCCAGCAUGUUUGGCUUAAGAAUAGGCGAAGCUGUUGCCUUUAACUGCAUGCUCCAGCUGCACCAGUUGCUGGCAAAGGGUUCAGAAAAGCUUACUUCCUUCCUGUAUAUGUUGGAGUCUCUCACACCUAGAGUUGUCACUCUUGCGGAGCUUGAAGCAAGCCACAAUCAACCUCAUUUCCUAGACCGGUUCGCGGAGGCUCUUAACCAUUAUUCCACUCUGUUCGACAGCCUGGAUGCGACGUUGCCUCCGACUAGCCCUGAGCGAAUCAGAGUUGAACAGACGUGGUAUAAAAUGGAGAUUAUCAACAUCGUUGCAUGUGAUGGGACGGAGCGCACAGUUAGACACCAGCGAUGUGAGCAGUGGCGCAGAUUCUUCGAGAGAGCUGGGUUUCAGUUGCUGCCGACAAGCAGGUUUGCGACGUCACAAGCUAGACUACUUCUACGACUUCAUUACCCUUGCGAUGGUUAUCGGCUUGUGGAGGACGUUGAGGACGGGUGCUUAUUGUUGGGUUGGCAAGAUCGUCCACUAUUUUGUGUCUCCUCUUGGCAUCCAAGUAACAUGUGAGUCUCUAGUAUUGACCUUCAGUUCAAUCGACUGGCAGUUCCAACUCCAGUUUUGACCCCGAUUUUUGGAGGAUGUUGCUGCCUCUGUUAGAUUUUAGGGAGGCGUUACAGUAAAUCUUUAAGGGUAGCCUAGUGUAGACACGCCUGGUUCAUUUACCUGGUCGGCUCAAGGUUGGCAGUUAAGCUCGUCCGGCAGUAAGACUUAGGAAUGCCUCCGGAAGACUAAAUAGUUCUUACAACAGGGGGUACAUAAAUUUCAUUCUUUUAUUUGAUGCAUCAGCUCCUUCGAUUAGCUUCACAUUUUUAUUGUGGCUUUGAAGUUAGGAUGGAAGAGAUCAAGUUGGAACUUGUGUAUCUACACACUCUCAUGUCAACGGCGUUAAUCCAACUUUAACAGAAUGUGGUAAUUCUCUGCA
This is a messenger RNA of Physcomitrium patens, 3453 nucleotides long. Its product is annotated as scarecrow-like protein 18. NCBI's taxonomy places the organism in Eukaryota, Viridiplantae, Streptophyta, Bryopsida, Funariales, Funariaceae. The record is from RefSeq and is a predicted model, not a curated record.